Physcomitrium patens is the source of this 2076-nucleotide messenger RNA. Its product is annotated as very-long-chain aldehyde decarbonylase GL1-4. Lineage: Eukaryota; Viridiplantae; Streptophyta; Bryopsida; Funariales; Funariaceae. Gene Ontology annotation, molecular function: oxidoreductase activity; iron ion binding. Gene Ontology annotation, biological process: lipid biosynthetic process. The record is from RefSeq and is a predicted model, not a curated record.
UGAACCCAACUGCUCUAUACAUCCUAGUCGGGUAGAGUGUAGCAGCAACAUGAUCUUUUGAGUAAGUGGGUUGCAUGCGUUACCAGCAAGUGGCGGUGAAGCUCCUACGGCAGAAUCAUGUGCUGCAGCUGAACUUAGGGGUGUGAUCAUCAAGCUGUGCGAAUGAAGGCUAUUCAGCCCGGCGCUUGGACAAAAUUCCCAUGGCACAGUAUGGGAGACUGCAAGUAUCUACUGUAUUUAUCACUUGUGGGGAGGCUACUAUACGGAUUGAUCAGGGAAGACAGAGGCCGCUACGAUCUCUAUUUUCACGUGCUCCUUCUUGCUGUUCUGCGUCAUUUCUUCGGACAAUUGGGUAUCAGCUUGUCCCGAUGGCCCUACCUCAGCAGCAGAUACCAAAUUCAAAAGAAAGGAUUCUCAUUCGAUGCUGUGGAUCUCUCCAGCAACUGGGAUGAUUACAUUAUAUUGGACACGCUCCUCCUCUCGGUUACAGUGAUGAUACCGAUGUUCGGCAAUCGCUAUUACCCGCCGUGGGACUGGACAGGACUAGUGAUCUGUGCACUGCUGCACAUGGGUCCUGCGGAGGCCAUCUACUACUGGCUUCACCGCGCUCUCCAUGGCCAUUACCUCUACACUCGCUACCAUUCCCAUCACCAUUCCCUGUUCGUCACCGAAGCCAACUCAGGGACGGUGCACCCAUUUCUGGAGCAUCUCAUGUACGCCUCCAACUUCGCCAUCCCAUUGUUUGGAACGUGGGCGCUGGGGAGAUUUUCUAUUAGCACGCUCUACGUCUACACCCUGACGUUCGACACUCUGAACGCCAUCGGGCACUGCAACGUCGAGUUCGUCCCCAGUUGGCUGUUCGAUGCGUUUCCACCUCUUAAGUAUCUCAUCUACACCCCAUCAUACCAUUCUCUGCACCACUCCCAGGUGCACACCAACUUCUGCCUCUUCAUGCCAAUCUACGACUACUGGGGCGGGACGAUGGACAAGAAUUCGGAUGCUCUGUACCGAUCCGUCCGGCGAAGCGACUCCCAGGAGCGCGCGGACAACGUAUACUUGACCCAUGGGAUGGACUUGUUGCACAUGAUGCAUGUUACGCUUGGAAUUCAGUCCUUCGCGGCGACACCGUAUAAAGGUCCGAAUUGGCGGUUGUGGCUCCUUUACCCUCUCGCCCUGAUAGCAAUGCCUCUCCUCUGGAUCCUUGGGCAGCCGUUUGCGGCUGACAAGUAUUGGAUCCCUCGUACUCUACGGGGUGAGACUUGGCUUAUCCCCCGUUACCGUUUCCAUUACUCGCUUCCUGUCGAGAAGGUCCGAAUCAAUGCCCUGAUCGAACAGGCGAUUGUCAUGGCGGAAGAUGAAGGGUGCCGCGUCGUCAGCCUUGGCCAGCUAAACAAGGAGAUGAGAUUGAAUGGGUCCGGCGCUGCAAUUGUAGUACGCAAUCCUCAUCUAAAAGUCCGUAUCGUGACGGGACUCACUCUGACAGCCGCAGUUGUCAUCAACCGAUUGCCCAAACAAACGAAAGAGGUCUUUUUGGUUGGAUCCUCUGAUCUCAUCCGCUCAGUCGAGAUCUAUCUAGUUAGACGAGGCGUGCGUGUCUUAGUGCUGACGAAUUCCCCACGAUACUUCGGGAGUACUCAACCCAAAGUAACAAAGGUUAACCAGCAGCUUAUCGUGAACGUGAUGAGCUUCCAAGAGGGACAGCAUUGCCGGGAGUGGAUACUGGAUGAGUACGUCGAAGGCAAGGACCUGAAGUGGGCUCCUCCAGGAGCUGAUCUUCACCAUGUGUGCCAAGGGAGCAAACCUUUACCCCGAACGCGGAAAGAUUGCACCUACGCAAUGUAUCCUGCAAUGCACGUACCCAAGAGUAUGAAAGGGCUGCGGUCUUGCGAAGGGGGGUUGCCACGCGGGGUGAUAAGUGCUAGUCAUGCUGCGGGGGUGGUGCAUUCCUUGGAGAAGUGGACGCAUAACGAAGUAGGUCCUAUUGAUGUUGAGCGCAUUGAUACCGUUUGGGCGGCUGCCUUGAAACAUGGCUUCCAGAUGGCCGUUUAAGUUAAUGCGUGCUUGUUUAUCGCUAAA